This is a messenger RNA of Myzus persicae (green peach aphid), 789 nucleotides long. RefSeq lists its product as uncharacterized. The coding region runs from base 23 to 697 and encodes 224 amino acids. The record is from RefSeq and is a predicted model, not a curated record. NCBI's taxonomy places the organism in Eukaryota, Metazoa, Arthropoda, Insecta, Hemiptera, Aphididae. The transcript has 4 exons.
AGGUUCGGGUUAUCAACACUACAUGCUUGGAUACGUUUUUUUGAAUGUUUGCUGCACGUAUCCUAUCGUUUACCUUUUAAAAGUUGGCAAGUCAGAUCGGAAGAACACAAGAAAAUAUUUUCGGAAAGAAAAAAAAAAGAUUCAAGAUGAGUUUAGAUCUGAAAUGGGUCUUUUAGUCGAUAUAGUUUUGCAAGGGCAUGGUACGACAAACGAUGGUAAUACAGCAAGAAAAUUUUUUAAAAAUUUUGAAAAGUCUGCCAAAAUUACCAAUAUAGAUGAAGAACUUAUUAAAAAAUUUGGAAAUAUACUGAUGGUUUUAGCUAGUGGUUACGAAAUAGAUACAGAAUCAUUUAAGAACUAUUGUUUGGAUACAGCAAAAUAUUAUAUUACUCUAUAUCCAUGGUAUUACAUGCCCGCGAGUGUACAUAAAAUAUUAAUACACGGUGCUGAUGUUAUUCAACACGCACUACUUCCAAUUGGUCAAUUAUCCGAGGAAGCUCAGGAAUGCAGAAAUAAGGAUUUUAAGAUAUUUAGACAACAUCAUUCAAGAAAAAAUUCUAGGAUCAAUAAUAAUGAAGAUCUUGUACAUAUGUUAUGUGUAUCAUCGGAUCCAGUUAUAUCAAGUUUACGUAACGUACUAAAAAAAAAUAUACUCAAGCUUUCCGAUGAAGCACAAAACCUUGUAAAUAUUGAAUAAAUAAAGUAAAAAUGUAUAUAAAAAACAGUUUAUUAUUCCAUUGUGCACUAAAUCCAUUAAAUAAUAAAGCAUCCUUUUUAACUAUGAUGUGU